Botrytis porri is the source of this 610-nucleotide messenger RNA. RefSeq lists its product as uncharacterized. The transcript has 3 exons. The coding region runs from base 123 to 485 and encodes 120 amino acids. Lineage: Eukaryota; Fungi; Ascomycota; Leotiomycetes; Helotiales; Sclerotiniaceae. Gene Ontology annotation, cellular component: mitotic spindle; mitotic spindle pole body; DASH complex. The record is from RefSeq and is a predicted model, not a curated record.
UCAUACACCUCAUUUUACAAUCCCAUCCCAUCACACUACCACCUCUUCCCCUCAAUCUCUCCCCCAAACUCCUUCCCGCCCAACCCAAUUGAAUCGAAUCCAAACCUCCACCCACCCCAAAAAUGUCCUCCUCAACCAGCCGCUACCCCCGCUCCUCGACUCCCCCCGAAAAAUCAUAUUUCGAACAGCAGCGCGAGAUUUUACUAGGGGAGAUAGCAAUUUCAUUCGAACACGUCCUCUCCAGUAUCAAUAAAUUGAAUCGGUCUCUAGAGGGUGUAAUCGCUGUCGGCAACGAAUUCUCCUCCGUCGAAGCCCUCUGGUCCCAAUUCGAAAACGUCAUGGCCAAAGACCCCUCUUCCGAACCCUCUCCCGAAGAAGAUAUCCAACCGGCACAACCACAAUCACAACACCAACAACACAGCAGCAGUAAACGCGAAGAGCACGAGGGAGAAGAGACGCUUAUGGAGGAUGAUACACGGGUAUAGAUUUAUGUUUUCCAUUUGAGAGGAAGGGAAGGCAAGGCAAGGGAAGGGAAAGUUUGGAUGUGCCAAGCUAUGAGGGGUUUGUGGACUGCAUAUCAUGGUAAAGAUGACAUGGCAAGAGGAGUUCU